AUGGUGGAUGCAGGUGUUUUAACUGACUCAAAAUAUGUCAGUCAUUCGUUGAGUAAGAAGGAAAAGCGUCUUCUCAAGAAAGCGGAGAAGAAAAAGCAGAAGAAUGUGCCUGAUCACUCGAAAAAGUCAGAACAAGAAGAGCCAGAUAAUGAUGAUAAUGAUGAUAAGCUUGAUUUGAACGUUCUUGAAGAAAGUGAGGAUGAGAAGGAAGUCGAAGAAUUUGAGGAAAAGCCUACCAGUGAUAAUAAAGAGGAGAUUUUGUACAACAAUGCAGAUGUUGGUGCUGACACAGAUGCAAUACCACAUACGAAACUCAAAAUUAAUAACACAGCUGCUAUAAAGGAAGUGUACGAAAGGAUAAGAAUACCAUGGGAAAAGUAUCAGUUUGACGAGUCGCAGGCCAUAACUUACACUACUAGAGUGGAGUCCCAAAUCACAGAUUUAUAUGAUGACACAGAAAGAGAGCUUCAAUUUGUGAAGCAAGGGCUUGAUGCUGCUACUGAAGGUAAGAAGAAGCUUCUUGCUCUAAAGAUACCUUUUUCACGCCCUGCAGAUUAUUUUGCCGAAAUGGUCAAGUCCGAUGAGCAUAUGGAAAAACUCAAAAGUAAACUUAUUCAAGAAGCAUCUGAGAAGAAAGCUAAAGAAGAUGCCAGAAGACAAAGAGAGCUCAAGAAGUUUGGCAAGCAGGUUCAACAUGAAACACUUCAAGAGAGACAGAAGGAGAAAAGGGAAACUAUGGAUAAGAUUAAAUCUCUUAGAAAGAGAAGACAGAACAAUGAUAUCGGAGAGGAAGAAUUUAAUAUCGAAUUGGAGGAGGCUUCUCAGACACCUCAAGGACUAUCCAGAAAGAAGAGAAGAAUUCAACGCCAAAUGUCGGCUAAGGGAAAGGGAAAGAAAAGAUUGGGAAAAAGCAAAAGAAGCAGAUGGAAGAGAUAA
Molecule: messenger RNA, 936 nt
Organism: Brettanomyces bruxellensis
Lineage: Eukaryota; Fungi; Ascomycota; Pichiomycetes; Pichiales; Pichiaceae
Exons: 2
Coding region: 1-936 (311 amino acids)
Biological process (GO): ribosomal large subunit biogenesis; rRNA processing
Cellular component (GO): nuclear periphery; preribosome, large subunit precursor; nucleolus
Source: RefSeq, a predicted model, not a curated record